Messenger RNA from Aureobasidium pullulans EXF-150, 700 nucleotides. RefSeq lists its product as uncharacterized. NCBI's taxonomy places the organism in Eukaryota, Fungi, Ascomycota, Dothideomycetes, Dothideales, Saccotheciaceae. The record is from RefSeq and is a predicted model, not a curated record. The coding region runs from base 118 to 405 and encodes 95 amino acids. The transcript is spliced from 2 exons.
GCUGACGUGGAAUUAUGCACAUCUGUUGGUCCCAUUGACUCUUUGCCCCAGUGCGUGAGGUAUAAAGAGUCGACUACUGCGAUGCACAGAAAAUUUUUGUAUCUCACAACGACAAACAUGGCACCUGCCACUAUCGAAGCAUACUGCCGUGAAUGUCGCGAUUACACAACAGGAUCUUGCAAGAUAACUAAACCUGAAAAUUCCAAUGGCAACGAGGGUAGACCAUGGUAUCAAUGUGUCAGGCACAAAGGUUUCAUGCGUCGAGGUGACAGUUUAGGCAUAUCUCCUGCCAAUCCGCAUUGUUACUGUCACAAACCGAGCCGGGCUGGCCACUCUGCGGUCCGACCUACGAAUUACACGUGCGCGAACAACAUCUGUUGUUUCUUUAAACCAUACGGUGGUUAAGUCAUCAUCAAGCCGUUCACCAAGGCAAGCAAUCUCAUCUGACCUGCUUCGAUCCCCUUCAUACAAAACAAGAGAAUAAAGGCUUGAGACAUGUGUUAUGUUGGAUGAGAGUUGCUCUCUGUGGAGUAUUAGUGCUUUCUAGGCUGAUCAGCCUGGGGAAGUGAGAGGAGGAAUCUACCGUCGGCAGAACGUAUAUCCCGGAAAUCGUCGACCCAUUUGCUGAGUGGGAAGAAGAUCUUGUCUCUUGUGUUUUGUUCCUUGUUCAAUAGCGCUAUUGUACAAUGUUCCAAAAGCC